AUGGCUGAGAUUGUUGGCAUUGUAGCAGCGGCACUUGAGUUUGGCAGCGUCAUUAGAGAGCUGAAAGAGCUGCGUUCCUCAAUCAAGCAUGCUCCGGAAGGUCUUGGACAGCUCUUGGAGGAGCUCGAUUCUCUGGAGGAUGUUCUACAAACACUUGCCGAGCAGGAAGCGGUGACCGCCGCCUAUGUCUCACCCAAUGCGGUCCGAAACUGUCGACAGCGUUGCGAGAAGGCUGUGCAGGGCAUCAGGAUUGUUUGCGAUGGACUCUCAAAGUGCAUCAAACAUUCCAGACUGCGUGGCUCCUUGAAAGCAGCUCUUAAAAAGGAUGUGCUGGAGAAAUCCGCGCGGGAGAUUGAAAGAGCCAAAUCCAACUUGAUAUUGGCUCAAAUGGCCGCGUUGAAUGCCAUAAGUACGUUCAAUCUUCAACAUCACGCCACCACGCAAGCCCGGGUUGUCUCUUCCUCUGGUAAUGUGUCUGCCCUCCUGGAAGACAUUCGUCAGGCUCCGCGGUCCGCAGUCUCGGCGGCUGUUUCAACUCUUACCUGCCAGAGUGAUUCGACUCUUGACAUAACCCCUCUAAGCGAAGGAGCUCAACGCAGCCAAUGUGCCCGUGUGCGCACUCAACGUCUGAUUCUUUUGCAAAGUCGGCGACUGGGGAAAGCCAUCGAGUUCGUACAGCAACAAGCCUAUGGCGCAUGGACAUACGGCUUUAGGACCUACAGUAUACGACCAUGCGAUGCGCUGGUUUUCAAAUACGCGCAAGGCGACGAUCUCUCUGCGCUUCAGCAGUUGUUUCAAACGCACCAAGCGUCGAUUCAUGACAGGGAUCAGUUUGGGCGCACGAUACUUCAUUGGGCUUCGACACUGGCUCGGGUGCCAAUAAUGAAGUUCCUCAUACAACAGGGGGCUGAUCCGAAGGAGAGAGACUUCGACAACAUGUCUUGCCUCUCAUAUCUUGCUCUUUCUGCAUGUGCGGCCCCUGUGGUCGAUGCCUUUCGCGUGAUGAUACAAUGCGACGUGCUUAGCGACCUGGACGACGACCCGCAGAAGGCGCUAAAUGUGAUCAUCGCACAGAAACCUGAAGCAGCGCCAGACAUCCUAGCAAUGCUAUCGCCGCCUUGGAGUUCUCAUGAUCUCCUCACUCGGCUCGACGCAGCGUACAAUGUAUGCGACGCCCGAGCUCAUUCAACCGCCUUUUGGCGCUGUCUGUCUCAAUCUCAACUCGAAUCCUCAUGUCUUGUGAGAAAGCUGUCUCGAAAUGGGAAUAGCUUUGUAUAUGAGAGUCUUAUUUCGCGUCUAGCGGGCGUGAUGACCAGUUUCUGGCCCAACCAUGGUUCAUAUCGUUUCUGGGGGGAUUAUGGUUCUUGUCAAGACUAUGCUGGCUGGAGGGUGCUUUUUCAGUCCGCUGUGAGGCUUAGUGGGCUGUGUUUUUCAUUCGAUUACCUUUGCUUCUCUCCAAUGCUGACAUAUUUGCGUUUUGGCAACGGGGACAACCUCUGUUUCUACGGAUCACAUUCGGAUCUGAGCUCCAAGCGUUUGACGCAUAAGUUACGCCACUGGGCCCAGGAAGUGCUUGAUGCAGGGCAGGACCUGAGCGAGUAUGGACAAUGGGAACAUGGCUUCCUGUUCUCGAGAGCACGAGGGCCAUAUAUGGUGACACCUGGUCGUUUCAGCGUGGUUGUCUUAAAUUUCACGUAUGGAGCCAAUCCGAGUGACUGGCAAAUCUGGGUAUCGAUGUCCUUGGAUGAGCACGCGGGCGAGUUUUGGCAAAGUCUAGAAGAUCCAGAGCCCGAGUUUGAUUUACCAGGAGCAUGGCCUAGCACGCCCCCCGUUAGUGGUGCCAGGUACGAUGUUUUCAUGGGCAGGGGAUUCUGGUAUUCUCGAAGGAAACGUCGCCGCUGGCUGAGAUACCUGGGUCUGACCGGAAACGAAGCGGACAAGUUCUUUGGAGACCACUGGAAAACGCGUGUCGCACUAUUGGCAGGGAGUGGAAAGAAAAAGAAAGCAACGGCAGAGAUCUUCUUCCGGGAGAACGGGAUCAGUCCGCCAUCCUGA
Messenger RNA from Cladophialophora bantiana CBS 173.52, 2055 nucleotides. RefSeq lists its product as uncharacterized. Lineage: Eukaryota; Fungi; Ascomycota; Eurotiomycetes; Chaetothyriales; Herpotrichiellaceae. The coding region runs from base 1 to 2055 and encodes 684 amino acids. Gene Ontology annotation, molecular function: protein binding. The record is from RefSeq and is a predicted model, not a curated record. The transcript is spliced from 4 exons.